CUUUUACAAAAGAAUGACACCUGUCAAUAUUUUUUGUUUAUGUGGUUUGUUUUGAUUUAAAUUCCGGUAUUAGGGUGUAAACCUUGAAAAAAAAACCUAUUUCAAGCAGCCAUGAACGAUUUGCCAAGCAUCGUAGUAGUGAGCUCAAGCAACACCAAACCGAAAUCCCUAAUUAAGCUUAUAUCAAAAGCCAACCCCACUGAGGACCCUUCGGGGGUCAUUAAACAACCCUGGAAAAUCGACACAAAAUACUAUUCCUCAAUAGUUAACCUAAUAGGCCUCAAUGAAUCUUAUGAACGAAGCAUGGAGUUUAACAGUAAAGUGGAGGCUCUUAUAAUGCAUAUGGAUGCUAAUAAAAGCACUGGUUUAGAGGAUUUGAAACGGUGGAGUGGGUUGAUGGAAGACUGCGAUUCUCAGGUUAAAUUGUUAAUAGCAAACUACUGUAAUGAUGACACAAAAAUCUCAAAAAAUGACGUGACCGAGUGGUGUUUAGAGCAGAGGUUCGAAUUUGUCGAGCUGUAUCCCUCACAAACAGACAAUAGUGAAGAACAAACUAUUAUUCCAGAGAAGUUUGGGAUUGAUAGGGUUAUCGAAGCAUUACAGGCACACACUUGGUCAAAUCUUGUCAUGAAAAAAUCGUGUAAAAGUGCCAUAAGGAAAGCUGAUGAUUUUAAGGCGGACCUUCCAGAGGAUUUAUUGGGUGAAGAUGACUUUACUGAACUCUUUUCACAAUUACAUAUGAUGAAGGAUAGUCUACAGUCAUUAUCUGCGAGCCAAAGGAAACAGUGUGCCGAACAAAUGGUUACAGCCUUUUGGCAAGCUAUCGGGGGAGAUGAUGAGGAGUUAGAGUAGGUAGUUAGAAAUUAUUAUAAGUUUAUGUGAUUAAAGAGAUUUUAGUUGA
Molecule: messenger RNA, 901 nt
Organism: Anthonomus grandis grandis
Lineage: Eukaryota; Metazoa; Arthropoda; Insecta; Coleoptera; Curculionidae
Product: alpha- and gamma-adaptin-binding protein p34-like
Exons: 5
Coding region: 112-852 (246 amino acids)
Source: RefSeq, a predicted model, not a curated record